This is a messenger RNA of Melitaea cinxia (Glanville fritillary), 513 nucleotides long. RefSeq names its product ubiquitin-conjugating enzyme E2 G2 (gene Ubc7). The transcript is spliced from 5 exons. Gene Ontology annotation, cellular component: endoplasmic reticulum; cytosol. Bases 1 to 513 code for a protein of 170 amino acids. NCBI's taxonomy places the organism in Eukaryota, Metazoa, Arthropoda, Insecta, Lepidoptera, Nymphalidae. The record is from RefSeq and is a predicted model, not a curated record.
AUGAUGGCUGGUUCGGCUUUAAGAAGGCUAAUGGCCGAAUAUAAACAGUUAACGGUGAAUCCACCUGAAGGGAUCAUAGCUGGGCCUGUUAAUGAAGAGAAUUUUUUUGAAUGGGAAGCAUUAAUAACAGGUCCAGAAGGUACUUGCUUCGAGGGAGGCAUAUUUCCAGCUAAACUUGUUUUUCCACCAGACUAUCCCUUGAGCCCGCCAAAGAUGCAGUUUAUAUGUGAAAUGUUUCAUCCUAACAUAUAUGCCGAUGGACGAGUGUGUAUAUCCAUCCUGCAUGCGCCCGGAGACGACCCAAUGGGCUACGAAAGCAGUGCUGAGCGCUGGUCGCCCGUGCAAAGUGUCGAGAAAAUUCUACUCUCCGUUGUCAGCAUGCUAGCCGAACCAAACGACGAAAGUGGAGCUAACGUGGACGCGGCAAAGAUGUGGCGGGAGGACCGCGAGCAGUUUAAUAGAAUAGCUGAAGGCUUGGUCAGGAAGACACUAGGUCUGCCACCACCCGAGUAG